GCUGCUUGUUGCCUAGUCCUGAAUCAAGGGAUGGGAGGCCUGGAAAUCGCCACAGGUGAUACCUGGAGCGAAUGAUUUGCUCUCUGCUUCCCUCCUUCAGUGUCGACAACAGCGAGUACAUGAGGAACGGGGACUUCCUCCCCACUCGCCUCCAGGCUCAGCAGGAUGCAGUCAACAUCGUCUGCCAUUCCAAGACCCGCAGCAACCCGGAGAACAACGUCGGCCUCAUCACUUUAGCCAAUAAUUGUGAGGUGUUAACAACCCUCACCCCCGACACAGGCCGCAUCCUGUCCAAGCUCCACUCCGUGCAGCCCAAGGGGAAGAUCACCUUUUGCACAGGAAUCCGGGUUGCCCAUCUGGCGCUGAAACACCGGCAGGGGAAGAACCACAAGAUGCGCAUCAUUGCGUUUGUUGGAAGCCCCGUGGAGGAUAAUGAGAAAGAUCAGCUGGUGAAGCUGGCCAAGCGCCUCAAGAAGGAGAAGGUGAAUGUGGACAUUAUCAACUUUGGGGAAGAGGAGGCCAACACUGACAAGCUGACGGCCUUCAUCAACACCCUGAAUGGCAAAGACGGCACGGGCUCCCACCUGGUGACCGUGCCCCCUGGGCCCAGCUUGGCGGACGCCCUCAUCAGCUCCCCAAUCCUGGCCGGGGAAGGGGGCGCCAUGCUGGGGCUGGGGGCCAGCGACUUCGAGUUUGGUGUGGACCCCAGCGCUGACCCGGAAUUGGCUCUGGCUCUCCGCGUGUCGAUGGAGGAGCAAAGACAGAGACAGGAGGAGGAGGCCCGCAGGGCUGCGGCGGCAUCGGCCGCAGAAGCCGGGAUCCCAGCGGCCGGUGGCGAUGAGUCGGAUGACACCCUGCUCAAGAUGACGAUCGGCCAGCAGGAAUUUGGCCGAGCUGGCUUGCCAGACCUCAGCACCAUGACUGAAGAAGAGCAGAUUGCUUACGCCAUGCAAAUGUCUCUCCAAGGAGCGGGUGAGCAAGCAGAGUUUGGACAAGGCGAAUCGGCUGAAGCAGACAGCAGUGCCGACAUGGACACGUCGGAGCCUACGAAGGAGGAAGAUGACUACGAUGUGAUGCAGGAUCCAGAGUUCCUCCAGAGCGUCCUGGAAAACCUGCCCGGGGUGGAUCCCAACAACGAGGCCAUCCGCAACGCGAUGGGAUCACUGGCCUCGCAGGCCUCCAAGGAGAACAAGGACAAAAAGGAGGAGGAAGAGAAGAAAUGAUGAAAGGCUGGGCCGGAGGCCCCCUUGCUCUUGUCCCUCCCAGGCAGGCCCGUGGCCACCGUCAGCAGGAAGGUUUUUCUCUUGCGCAUGCCCCAGUUCUUGUAGCUGAGAAGCUGUCACUUCCCGUACCCUCUCCUCUCUGGGCUAGCUGGUAGGGCGCUGCGUCUCUGGGGCGGGGUGGUGGUAGGACCUUGGGGGGGCAUCUUGUGGUUCAAACUAAAAAUAAAAAUAAAAAACUUAAAUUUUCUCUGCA
Molecule: messenger RNA, 1476 nt
Organism: Pogona vitticeps (central bearded dragon)
Lineage: Eukaryota; Metazoa; Chordata; Lepidosauria; Squamata; Agamidae
Source: RefSeq, a predicted model, not a curated record